AUGAGUGAGAGUCGAAGGGAAGCCCUGGCGGCGGCUCCUGCCUCCACCACCACCUCUCUGGUUGGUGCCAACACCACCGACCUGGCCAGUCCGGGCGCUGGCGAGAAGGACGAGGCCUUCUCCAAGCUCAAGGACAAGUUCAUGAAUGAACUCAACAAAAUCCCACUACCGUCAUGGGCCAUCGUCUCUAUCGCCUUUGUUGCCAUCAUCCUGGUCUUGGCGUGCUGCUUCUGCAUCUGCAAAAAAUGGAUAUUUAAGAAGAAAAACAAAAAGAAGGGCAAAGACAAGGGCAAAAAUGCCAUCAACAUGAAGGAUGUCAAGGAUGGAGCCAAAACCGAGGCCUUGAAGGAUGAGGAUGAUGCAGAGACAGGGCUGACCGAUACGGAGAAAGAGCCCGAGCCCAAGGAGGACGAGAAACUUGGCAAAUUACAAUACUCCCUGGAUUACAAUUUCACCGAGAAUACGCUCAUAGUGGGGAUCAUCCAGGCUGCGGAGUUACCUGCUAUGGACAUGGGAGGCACGUCUGACCCAUAUGUCAAGGUGUACCUGCUACCCGACAAGAAGAAGAAGUUUGAGACCAAGGUCCACAGGAAGACGCUCAACCCCACCUUCAACGAGCAGUUCACCUUCAAGGUUCCGUACGUCGAGCUGGGAGGCAAGACGCUGGUGAUGACGGUGUACGACUUUGACCGCUUCUCCAAACACGACGCCAUCGGCGACAUCAAGGUUCCCAUGAAUAAGGUGGACUUCAGCCACGUAACGGAGGAGUGGAGGGAUCUGCAGAGCGCUGAGAAGGAGGAGCAAGAGAAGCUCGGUGAUAUCUGCUUCUCCCUGCGAUAUGUGCCCACCGCCGGCAAGCUGACUGUGGUCAUCCUAGAAGCCAAAAACCUGAAGAAAAUGGAUGUGGGGGGUUUGUCAGAUCCCUAUGUGAAGAUCCACCUGAUGCAGAACGGCAAGAGGCUGAAGAAGAAGAAGACGACAAUCAAGAAAAACACCCUCAACCCUUACUACAACGAGUCCUUCAGCUUUGAAGUACCAUUUGAACAAAUCCAGAAAGUGCAGAUUGUUGUAACUGUUCUGGACUAUGACAAGAUCGGCAAGAACGAUGCCAUCGGCAAGGUCUUUGUCGGCCUCAACAGCUCGGGGACAGAGCUGCGCCACUGGUCUGACAUGCUGGCCAACCCCAGGAGACCCAUCGCCCAGUGGCACGUGCUGAAGCCCGAGGAGGAGGUAGACGCUCAGCUCUCCACCAAGAAAUAG
Messenger RNA from Lampris incognitus (smalleye Pacific opah), 1260 nucleotides. It is a transcript of the gene syt1a, whose product is annotated as synaptotagmin Ia. Gene Ontology annotation, cellular component: axon; synaptic vesicle membrane; dense core granule. The coding region runs from base 1 to 1260 and encodes 419 amino acids. Gene Ontology annotation, biological process: cellular response to calcium ion; regulation of calcium ion-dependent exocytosis; regulation of dopamine secretion. The transcript is spliced from 8 exons. The record is from RefSeq and is a predicted model, not a curated record. Gene Ontology annotation, molecular function: calcium ion binding; calcium-dependent phospholipid binding; syntaxin binding. Lineage: Eukaryota; Metazoa; Chordata; Actinopteri; Lampriformes; Lampridae.